Molecule: messenger RNA, 1191 nt
Organism: Naegleria fowleri
Lineage: Eukaryota; Heterolobosea; Eutetramitea; Acrasida; Naegleriidae
Exons: 3
Coding region: 1-1191 (396 amino acids)
Source: RefSeq, a predicted model, not a curated record
AUGAAUGGAACAAGUGAUUCUUUUUUGGAUGAAUGGAUGUGGCCAAUGAUUCAGUCUCUCUAUUUCAAUUCAUUCAUGAGUGGCUUAUUUGCUGGAAUUGUUGCAAUUUUAGUGACGGUCAUUAUUGAAAAAUUGGGACCUCAAAUUGGUGGAGUGAUUGGAACCUUACCAACCACCAUUGUCCCAGCAGCUAUUGGAUUCAUUAUUGAAGCAAAUAAGAGAAAUUUAAAAUGGGAGGAGAAGAAGCAUGUGUUAAUUCAACAAUUUUUUGUCAUUCCAUUGGCACUGUUUUGUAAUUGCUUAUUCUUACUGGUGUGGAAAGUAUUUCCUGACAUGUUUGAGAAAAUCAAAUCAAGACUCUGGAAACGUCACAAUAUCUCGCAAAAUGAUUCGAUGAUUGAGGAAAAGAAAGAAAAUCCUUCGAGAGAAGACGACUCGUCUGCGAUUAUGAAUGAAUCUUCAGUACGAGAUGAAACCAGUCUUGAAUCGACUUCUGUCGAUAAAGAAUCUCCUUAUUCCUCCCUCUCAACAAUGAAAGGAGUUGAAGAAGAAUUAUCUCGUGAGUCAACCAAAGAAAAUUUAUUAUCACCCUCAAUGGAUCCAAGUCAUGAAAAUUCGCAUCACGAUUCUGUUGUUGAAAAUAGUAUGCCAGAAACGACAAAUGCAACAUCAGGAAUGCAAAGUAGAAGAUAUAUUAUUUUGAAAAUGUGUCUGGUGAUAUUUCUGUCCUUAUUUGUUUGGUUUGUUCUUGCAUCCAUAUUUGUCAUCAUUACUCGAACAGUCGCAUUGUCAGAUGAGGUAUUAAUAGGAUUAGGUUGUGCGUUUUACAUUCUCUUGCUGAUUGUUAGCACUCCAUUCAUUUUGAGUGGAUUGAAGUUUAGUAUUAUUUCUGGGCUAUUGACAGCAUUUCCUGCGAUUUUUCUAACUGCUAUGGUGACACUAUGGCUAACACAGGGAGAGCAAGCGAGUGUAAGGGCUGCUCCUGCCAUGAUGUUAGGAUCUUCUAGUAUUCCACUAUUUGCUAUUUCAGUAUGUGUAGCAAGUCUCUACAUGAACAUGUUUGUAGCAAUAGUUGUUGCUUAUUUAUCUAGUGUGAUAUUUGGAAGUAUUCCUGCCUAUGCAUUUUUGUGGUGGAGAAAGAGAGUUGCUGCUGCGAAAUUACAACAUGAUUCCUUGAUGCAUCAAGUGUAA